Molecule: messenger RNA, 1237 nt
Organism: Lampris incognitus (smalleye Pacific opah)
Lineage: Eukaryota; Metazoa; Chordata; Actinopteri; Lampriformes; Lampridae
Gene: tmem51b
Product: transmembrane protein 51b
Exons: 3
Coding region: 242-1111 (289 amino acids)
Source: RefSeq, a predicted model, not a curated record
UUGGACAAAGUUCCUGCCUGUGUUUAACCUUCGGUGUCCCGUCUGCCGGGUGACUCGUGGCGGGAAUAAGGCGGCGUGUGUGUUCGGUUCGGGUCGCCGGACGUGUUCGGUUCGGGUGCCGCUGCUCGUCGUCUCUUUAUGAUCUUUCCGGACCCGGAAACACCUGCGCGGCUCAGGUAGACCGUCCUCGCCUAGUAGAGAAGUGCCCGAAGGGAGCUUCGUAAAGUUUGUCCCUUUAGGGAUGUGUUCCAGCCGAGGUCUCUGUAGGGGUGGUGACCGACCCCCAAACAGGUCCUCCGUCUCAGGGGGAAGCAGUUCGGGCUCCCACUAUGCCCUGUGUGCCCUGGCAGUCGGGCUCAUUGCCCUGGGCAUUGUCAUGAUCGUGUGGACUGAGAUACCCCUGGAUGGAGAGGAAUCGGGGAAGUUGGCCAUUCAGACAGGAAACUCCACGAUGACGCCAGACAAUGAGGACGACGAGGAAAGCAAAGAUGACACAAAGACCUCAUCGGUGGCCUUUGUGCUAGUUGGAGUCGGGGUGGUCAUGCUGCUUCUGGCCAUUUGCCUCGGGAUGAGGAAUAAGCGCAGAGCCCAGAACAGAGGUGCACAACCAGCAGCAGUCCCCUACAUGGACCAUGUGGCCGGGGAACAGGAGACAGCCGAGGAUCCUACCACAUAUACCGUACCCAGCUAUGACGAGGUCAUCAGUACCGGACAAUAUCCUGUCCGCGAGAGCAACCUACAGCACAGCACCUCCCAGCUGCCGUCCUACGAGGACAUCAUCGCUGCUGUGGAAGCAGAUGGAGCAGAACCCAAUAACAACCCCUCAGCCAACCCCACCCCUGCAGCAGCUGACCCCGCCCCUUCAGCAGCCAGUCCCGCCCUGGCGGCAGCCGAACCCCAUGAUGACACCAGCCCCACCAACCAGCCCACCCGCAGCAGUAGCCGUGCCAGCCGGAUACUUCGACCCCUGCGGGUCCGGAGGAUCAAAUCAGAUAAACUGCACCUGAAGGACUUCCGCCUCCACAUCCGCAGCCCCACACAGAACCCGGUGACCAUUGAACCCAUCACCCCGCCUCCGCAGUACGACGAUAAGAUGCCUGAGUUAGGGUAGCACCGCUAGUGGCUCAGAGAGCUAACCUGCUCUCGGUAGACAACGGUAACUCAGGGUCAGGUGGACUAAUGACAGUGUCUAAAAACCCAUUUUCAUGGUUGGUAAUUAGGUAAGAGAGAGGGAACA